Molecule: messenger RNA, 1888 nt
Organism: Nezara viridula (southern green stink bug)
Lineage: Eukaryota; Metazoa; Arthropoda; Insecta; Hemiptera; Pentatomidae
Source: the annotation of a GenBank genome assembly
GUUCGGUGUUUUGUAGUACAACCGGAUUGAAUUUAAAGGUGAUAGAAUGGGUUUGUUGCUUGAAUUAUGAUUUCUAAAGUAUCUCAUUAUCAAAAGUCAUUAACUUUAUAGUAGUAAUUUCUAUUAUUAUGUUAUUAUUGGAUUAAUUUGUAAAGUGUAGCAAUCAAAUCAUAAAUAUGGAGAGAGAUGCUUUAGAAAAUGAAUUUUACAAGCUUAGAAAUGAAUUGAAGGUUGCUAGAAGUGAAAUUUCUAACUUAAGGCAACAGAUUCGUUCCUUAAAGUACACACAAGACAAGCACAUUGAAGAAGUACAAUCUAAAAUUAACAAUUGGAAAUGUCUUGAUUGUAAAUUGAACGAUAAAUCUUCCUGUAAUGUUUUACAAGAAGACGAAAAUGAUAAUAUUGUUCUGGAACCAAUAGGUUAUAUUUCAACAGAAUUUCCAGUCAAAAAAGGAAUCCCUCGACAGCCUACACUUUGCCCACAGUUAUUAGGAAAGCUCACAAUUUCCAAAAAUGUGUUUACGAAUCCUGAACAUGCGUUAGAGGGACUUAUUGAAUAUUCACACAUGUGGAUUUUAUUUCACUUUAAUCGUAAUGAAAGCAAACAUGCCUUAGCUAAAGUUUCACCCCCAAGGUUAAAAGGUGACAAGACAGGGGUGUUUGCUACUAGAUCUCCUCAUCGACCAUCUCCGAUUGGACUGUCUCUAGUUCGAAUACAUUGCAUAGAAGGUUCAACAAUUUACUUUUCUGGUGUUGAUAUGCUUGAUAAGACUCCAGUUCUUGACAUUAAACCUUAUAUACCUCAAUAUGAUGAUCCAUCAGAGCAAGAAUUAGAAAUAAACAGAGAUUUACUUGGUGUUAAAAACAUGACAGUGCCACCUGGAUCUCCUGGUAUUUAUCCAGGAAACAGAGAAGAUCCUGAUGGUGAAGAAUCUGAUGAAGAACAAGUUAUGAAGUCAUUAGUUCAUCCAUUGCCCCAGAAUGUUCGCGUGCCUUCAUGGGUUAUGACCUCUUCUCCUAAAGCUAUAACUUUAACUAAUGAAGCUGAAGAACAACUUAAUAACCUUGGUAAAGCUGAAUUAAAACCUGUUAUUCAAAGGAUUCUGAAAGAAGAUCCACGUUCAACCUAUAUCAAACAACGAUAUUCCAAUCAAUUUUAUACAUUCCUUAUUUCAGACCUUCACAUAAGCUGUAAAUUUGAUGAUUCUGCUAAUUCAGUAAAUGUAUAUAGAAUAAGUAAAGCUACAAGACUUAGCGGUGAAGAAGAUGACUCUCAGGAAAAAUGUUAAAUAUAAUAAUGAUACGUCUAUUAAUGUCCCUUUCUCCCUUUUCUAUUUUAUUGCCUGAUUGUCUUUCAAAAUAUUAAAAGAAACUUUGUUGAAAACUCUUUGUUCCUUUUCUAGCGUAGUAGUAUCUUGGUCUGUAAAGCCUGUAGGGCAACACUGUCUGUUUUUCCAGACUUCAUAUUACCAUCCAGAGUUGAUAUGAUCCUUGAUAUCACCUCUCCUAUCAUGCGAUUCGGCCUCAACUCAAAAUUCACAAGGAUGUGAAAGUAAGUCUUGGUUGGAAUAAGGAGAAAAAAGAUGCCCAUAGUAUAUGACACUUGUUCUAGUCUUUAUGAAGGGGCUCUGUUGUUCAUUUCUUGUUCUCUUGAUAUUAACUUAUCCAUUUUUCUCAAAAGCUUAGUUAUGUGUUAUCUUAAGUAGUGUUACCAACUGAUGUAAAUAUAUUGCAGUCAGUGAUGAUAGUUUAUUCCAUAAUUUAUAUUUUUUAAUUUUUUCAACUUUACAUUUUUAGAUUUAUGAAAAUGACUGUUAAUUAUUUUUUUUACCUUUCAUUUACUGUUCAUUAUUUAUUUCAAAUAAAUAAAUUUGUUUAUUGUUUUUUA